This is a messenger RNA of Tetrahymena thermophila SB210, 1149 nucleotides long. Its product is annotated as transmembrane protein, putative. The transcript has a single exon. The record is from RefSeq and is a predicted model, not a curated record. NCBI's taxonomy places the organism in Eukaryota, Ciliophora, Oligohymenophorea, Hymenostomatida, Tetrahymenidae. Gene Ontology annotation, molecular function: protein binding.
AAAAUUAAUUAAAAAAUAUUAAACUAAAAAUUAAAAAAAAAACCAAAUAUGAAUAAACUUAUUUUUACCAAUAAAAUCAUAGGCUAAAAUCUUAGAUUUUCAAAUCCUUGCUUACCCAAAAGCACCAUUUAAUUCAGUAAAUAAAGUAUGUACAAACCACUUUGCUAAUACUAAUUUACUAAAUAUCGCUUUGGAAGUAAGUAGAUUUCAUCUGGAAGACCUCAUAUAGAUCCUGUAUUUUAACAGUAGUUAUAAAGUUCUUCAAAAAAAAUUACAUAUCUUUUAGUAGGUGCUGGUGCUUUAUUAGGUGGGUACUUCGGAUUAAACUGGAUCAAAUAAAAAAGUUUAAUUCUCCAAGAAGAAGAAUAAUAAUAAUAAACCAAAUAUUAAGUUGAGAAAGCUAUAGAUAACGAAGAAUACUCUGAGGAGAUAGCUCUGCUUGAAAAGGAAGUAAUGGAGAGUAGCUAUUUCUCUUUAGAAUAUGCUUUUAUUUUACACUUCUCCUAUGUGAAACUUUAAAUGUUUGAUAAAGCAGAGGCUUUAGAAUUGAGGAUGAAGCAAUAUUACCCAAAACAAACCUUAAUAAUAUAGCGUUAUAUAGCAAGUCAUUACCUCGCAAACUAAAAUUAUGUAGAAGCACUUAAGCAUCUUAUAUUUGCUGCAAGUAAUUAUAACAAAGUAAGUCAAGAGGAUAAAAACCAUAUAUAAAAUGAAAUAGAGCCUUACUUAAAGGAUAUAGAAAACGCAGAGUAGUUAUCAGACAUGACAAAAAAAGACUUGUUUUAAUUUUUAGGUCAAAUAUACAGCUACCUGCGCUUGUAUAAAGAAUCAGAGUAUUUCUUUAGAUAAUCUGUUUCACUUAAGCCCCAAGAUAUUUUAUCUUAGUUUGAAUUAGCAGUUUCUUUAUUGCACUAAUAAUAUUUUGAUGAGUCAGAACAAAUCCUUUAAGGCAUCCUAUAAAAACCAAACAUAGAUAGUAAUUUGAAAACUCUAGCAGCUGAAGAGCUUUCUAUUAUAUACCUUUGCGAAAACAACUAAUAAAAGGCUUUAGAGGUUUGCUAAAUGUUGAAUUUAGACAAUGAACAAUAAUGCAUCGAUAUGAUAGAAAGAAUAAAAGUAAAAUAGAAAAAAAGAUAGGGAUAAAAUUGA